Messenger RNA from Camelus dromedarius (Arabian camel), 3486 nucleotides. It is a transcript of the gene RNF6, whose product is annotated as ring finger protein 6. Gene Ontology annotation, molecular function: ubiquitin protein ligase activity. Bases 381 to 2414 code for a protein of 677 amino acids. The transcript has 5 exons. Gene Ontology annotation, biological process: ubiquitin-dependent protein catabolic process; positive regulation of DNA-templated transcription; protein ubiquitination. The record is from RefSeq and is a predicted model, not a curated record. Gene Ontology annotation, cellular component: nucleoplasm; cytoplasm. Lineage: Eukaryota; Metazoa; Chordata; Mammalia; Artiodactyla; Camelidae.
GCGCCCGGCGGCGGCGCGUCUGCCGUCGCGCAGGGGCGGCCCGGCCGCAGGGAAGACGGGUGGGGCCGGCCGUCCCUUCUUCAGCGCCUUCUCUCCGGUGGGCAGUCCCGCAGCGGCACGGGCUUCUCUUCGGCAGACGACUAGAGGGCGCCGCCGCCUCCGGAGGCGCGGAUGCGAGCCCCGCCCGCCGGCCAGUCGCAGCCUCCGGGGCCCGAGAGGACAGCCGCCCGCCGCGCACUUGUCUCCCCGCAGCGGCAGGACGGCCCAGGCCCCCGCGAGAUGGGCAGCUGUCAAAAAAAGCACAAACAACGGAAGGAUGGAAACCAUUUCAUGUAUUAAAAGCAUGUUGAAAGGCUGAUAAGAAAGCCAGGAAUCUCAGCAUGAAUCGGGCUAGAUCCAGAUCAGAUGAUGGUGGUGAGGAAGCCUCAUCUCAAGACCUGAAUCAUGAAAAUGAGAGAAGAUGGCAGCAAGAGCGUCUCCACAGAGAAGAAGCCUAUUAUCAGUUUAUAAAUGACCUUAAUGAUGAAGAUUAUCGGCUUAUGAGAGACCAUAAUCUUUUAGGCACCCCUGGAGAAAUAACAUCAGAAGAAUUACAACAGCGGUUAGAUGGAGUCAAGGAACAGCUGGCAUCACAGCCCAACUUGAGAGGUGGGACAAAUACCAGAGACUCAGGAGUCCCUAGAGGAAGUGCGAACGACGCCUCUCUGCUGGAAUGGCUGAACACCUUCCGUCGCACAGGAAACGCAACUCGAAGUGGACAGAACGGGAACCAAACUUGGAGAGCUGUGAGUCGAACAAACCCACACAGUGGAGAGUUCCGCUUCAGUCUGGAAAUCCACAUAAAUCACGAGAAUAGAGGAUUUGAAAUGGAUGGCGAAGAUUAUCCGGGCGUGCCACUCUCAGCUGUUAGCAGGGAUCACACCGCAAACAGGCAGCAGAGAGCAGCUAGUCCCGUGGCCAGGAGAACGAGGAGCCAGGCUGCAGGGAACCUCAGCGGUAGUGGCGCCGGUGUUCCAAGGACUAGGCUUAGUUCAGGGGGGCGGAAUUCAGGAGAAGGACCUUUGUCCUCAUUGGGAAGACUGAGGAGUGGAUCUGGGGGAGCAGCUGGUGUUCUUAGAGCUGGUGCUCCCCGUGCUGAUUUUAGCAGUCAGUCAGGUGGUAGUGAACUCAGGCAAAGGGAGGGGCAGCGGUUUGGAGCAGCACACAUUUGGGAAAAUGGGGCUAGAACUAAUGUAACAGUGAGGAACACAAACCAAAGAUUAGAGCCAAUAAGACUACGGUCUACGUUCAAUAGCCGAAGCCGAUCACCAAUUCAGAGGCAAGGCAGCACCGUUUAUCGUAAUUCACAAAGGGAAAGUAGACCUUCGCAGCAGACCACGAGGAGGUCUGCUAGGAGAGGUGUAACUCGUGUCUUUUUAGAGCAAGACAGAGCGCGCAGAGGCGCUGGGUACUCUCCGUUCUCUAACUCGAGACUUGUGUCAAGAAUAACAGUAGAGGAAGGGGCGGAGCCCAGCAGGGCCUCUGCCGUGCGCCGCCGCCCCACAGUCACACUGGAUCUUCAGGUGAGAAGGAUUCGGCCUGGAGAAAACAGAGAUCGGGACAGCAUUGCAAACAGAACUCGGUCUAGGGUGGGGCUCGCAGAAAACACAGUCACCGUUGAAAGCAAUAGUGGGGGCUUUCGCCGAACCAUUUCUCGUUUAGAGCGCUCAGGGAUGCGGACAUACGUGAGCACCAUAACCGUUCCUCUUCGUAGGAUUUCUGAGAAUGAGCUUGUUGAACCAUCAUCAGUGGCUCUUCGGUCAAUUUUAAGGCAGAUCAUGACUGGAUUUGGAGAACUGAGUUCUCUAAUGGAGGCCGAAUCUGAGUCAGAGCUUCAGAGAAGUGGCCGGCAUUUGCCAGAGAUGCACCCGGAAAUGAGUAACCUGGGGAUAGGUAAUGCCAUCGGCCAGCACAGUGACGGUUCCUCUCGGGGCCAGCAGGACCAGGAAGACAGCCCCGAGAUGCGUGGUGGGAACGUGGCCACCCCGCCUCGCGCCCCGAGCAGUGACGGUAGAGGUGGCAGGCAGGUGCGAAAUUCAAAUAACUUAGUGGAAACUGGAACGCUACCCAUUCUCCGCCUCGCUCACUUCUUCUUACUUAACGAGGGCGAUGACGAGGAUCGCAUACGAGGUUUAACCAAAGAGCAGAUCGACAAUCUUUCCACGCGGAACUAUGAGCACAGCAGUGCGGAGAGCGAACCAGGCCGAAUCUGCAGCGUUUGUAUCAGCGACUACGUCACGGGAAACAAGCUCAGGCAGUUACCCUGCAUGCAUGAGUUUCACAUCCAUUGCAUUGACCGGUGGCUCUCAGAGAAUUGCACUUGUCCCAUCUGUCGGCAGCCGGUUUUAGGGUCCAGUAUAGCAAACGAUGGAUGACGUGAUGGGUCUAUUCAAAUAUCACAUUUUAGUAGAACGAGUAUUCAGGCACUCUUUUGUUGAAUUAUCUGUGAUGAACUAACCAGGAUGAAAAAUAACAAAUUAUUAUAGUUUGAACUAUUUUUUGUGUGUUUUUUAACUUGUUGAAAAGAGAAAAUUUAUAUAAAAUUUAAAAUACAAAUGAUAGAUUAUCCUAAAGUGCAAAAUAGUUGAUAUUGCUAGAACCAAAUAACCUUUAAAAUGUUUUUAUUUUGGAAGUUUUGUCAUGCUAAGCACUUUUGUAUCUGCACAGUUCAGUAGGUUAAAAAUCAGUCUUCUUUUUCUCAACAGUACCACUGACUUCGCUUGGACUUUUAAGUUCCAUGGGCUUCAUACCAUGUCCAGACAUUGGUGUGUAAAUACACCUUUCUUUUUUUAUUCUAAGGACAGUAUCUUUUCAUGAAAGAGUAUUUGAAUGUUUGCUAAAUGUAUUUGUUACUUGAAAUAUUAAAUUUAAUAUGCAAGAUAUCAUAUAUGUAUAUUUAGAUGUAUAAUUUUAAGGUUAAAAUAUUCAGUCUAGAAGCUACCAGUUUGGUUCUUAUUUAAACUUUUGGGCUAUGACUGCAUAUGGCACAAUGUUUAAUAUUUACAGGAUCAUCUGUGGGAGGAAGGGGAUUAAGAUAUUUAAAAACAGAGAUAAUUUAUGAAGCGUCUCUGACAAUCUGACUUAUUAGACAGCAAGCAGUAUAUAACACUGAGCAAGCUUUUCUUUACUCAGAAAUGGAACAUGGAUAUUUUAGAACAUAUAGGUUAUUUAACUUGAGUUGUGACUUUUUUGAAAGUGCAAACAAUUUUUUGGAUUAUAUUAAGUAAGGUAUACAAUAUGCAUGGUUUCUCAAGUUUCGUUUAAAAUCUAAAAAAAAGUGUCUGUAAAGAAUCAAAUGCAUAGAUAAUACGUUAAGUUCACUUGGAGGCCAAAAAACUCCAAACAAAACAAAACAAAAACGUUAAGAGAAUGUAGAAUUUAUAUAAACACAGAAAUAUGCAUUGAAGAUCUGUUUCUACCAAUAAAUACUGAAACGUGUGAACUGUU